GGCAUCCCCUUCUGGACCCCGGCUGAGAACGGCGACGCCGUGAACCUCACGGUUGAAGUCACAUACGUCGAUGAUGAGGCGAUCGCCAUAGUCACCCGUUCCUCCACCCAGCUCCGCGAGGCCAUCGGCACGGUGACCAACCUUUACGCCAAGGUAUUCGCCGAGAUCGGCCUGCGCAUCAACUGGAAGAAGGGCAAGAGCGAAGCUAUCGUCCGCUGCCGCGGCCCGGGCGCCACGAAAGUCGUUGCUGAGUUGAGGUCUGAGGGCGGCCUCCGCAUCCCGCUCGACGACGGAACUACCGCCAUGCACGUAGUGGAUGGGUACCAUCACCUCGGCGGCGUGAUCUCCGCCAGCGGGAGCAUGGUGCCAGAGGCCCGACUGCUGUACAACGUCGCCAUAUGGAUAAUGUCCCCCGCGGCUCUCAAGCAGAUCAACGGUCCCUACAUGCGUGCCCUGAGACGCAUUGCUGGCGAUAUGAAGGCUGGGCAUGCGCCUGCCUUCUCGGACCUCGCAGUGAUCGUGGACCUCAACCUACUCCGGCGCCUGGCGCCUGAGUUGGACGCCGUGCCUGGCUGCACCGAGGCCCCCAGCAUGUGGAAGUCUCGCAUGAGAGAAAACGACUGGACCUCGAUUGUACAGCGAGUCUUCUUCUGUGAGUCGUCGCUGGACAAGGUGGCCGUGCAAGGCUGCCACGCCCCGCCGGGUGUGCGAUUCCGGCGUGAUAGGUGCGACGCCAGCUUCCCGACCAACAAGGCGCUGUUACAGCAUAAGCGGAUCGCUCAUAAGCAGACUGCUCCUAUCAAGGCGUUCAUUGACGAUUCGGGCGCAUGCCCCGCGUGUAAAACAGACUUUUUGGAGCGGCACCGCGUCAUACGACACGUGUCUGAUAGCCGCCGCCCGGCUUGCCGCACCCAGAUCAUGUCGACUUUGCCAGCACAGAGCCCAGAAUUGGUGGCUGCGUGGGAGGCCCGCGACAACGAGCGAGUCAGGCUAGCCAGACGAGCUGGCUCGACCCACAUCCUGGCGGCCGGCCAAGCGGUCACAGCCGCAG
Molecule: messenger RNA, 1051 nt
Organism: Prorocentrum cordatum
Lineage: Eukaryota; Dinophyceae; Prorocentrales; Prorocentraceae
Source: the annotation of a GenBank genome assembly